Messenger RNA from Hibiscus syriacus, 764 nucleotides. RefSeq lists its product as uncharacterized. Bases 49 to 582 code for a protein of 177 amino acids. Gene Ontology annotation, molecular function: RNA binding; pseudouridine synthase activity. The transcript is spliced from 4 exons. Gene Ontology annotation, biological process: tRNA pseudouridine synthesis. The record is from RefSeq and is a predicted model, not a curated record. Lineage: Eukaryota; Viridiplantae; Streptophyta; Magnoliopsida; Malvales; Malvaceae.
UUUAUCCGUAAAAAGGAAAAUCCAGGGAGCUUCAGAGCAUUAGCAUCAAUGCCAUCCAUGGAGAACCAAACGGAAACUAAGGUUUAUUUUCACUACAACCACACCGAUUCUUGUAGUUCUGCGAGGUGGACCGCUAGAGAGAGCUUUCAAUUCAUGUAUGAGCGACCUUGGCAGGAUGUUCGCCGUUUCUAUUCCGAUGUGGUUAACGGCUGCUUAACCUUAUCGACGUUAUUCGGGACUGGCAAUGGCAAUGACAUUCAGACACGUUAUGAUGUUGUUGACGAUGAUUAUAAAAGAUCAGAGGGUUGUGAUGAGAGAGAAGAAAGGAGUGGAAGAUGGCAAAGAGUAACGUUCAAGAUAAUUGUUUCAUACAGUGGAUGUGCUUUUGAUGGAUUGCAGAAGCAGCCUGGUUUGAACACUGUUCAGGAAAUAGUUGAAAGAUCUCUUGGGAGAUUUGUUGAUGACAAAAAAGCACAACUUCUGAAGGAAAAAUCUAAACCACUGGAAGGUUGUACCGUGGUUGCAGGCCGAACCGACAAAGGAGUGUCUGCUAUUCAGCAAGUUUGUUCUUUCUGUAUGUAAACCCUUUUGAUAUUGAAGAUGCAAUCAAUAGUGCAGCACCUGGGAAACUCAGAGUUGUAUCAGUUUCUGAGGUAAUGGUUCUUAUUUAUGAAUGUUGAUUACCCAAGGGGAAAAAUAUUCCUUGAUAGAAGCAACUGCAAAGCUUAUCCAUAAUAAUUACUCCUAUACACUAGCAACUAUUG